This is a messenger RNA of Raphanus sativus (radish), 543 nucleotides long. RefSeq names its product vascular-related unknown protein 2-like. Bases 1 to 543 code for a protein of 180 amino acids. The transcript has 3 exons. Gene Ontology annotation, biological process: xylem development; multidimensional cell growth. The record is from RefSeq and is a predicted model, not a curated record. Lineage: Eukaryota; Viridiplantae; Streptophyta; Magnoliopsida; Brassicales; Brassicaceae.
AUGGAGAACUCGGUAAACAACAGCGUGAAACGAGUCAGAAUGAUACACGAAGAUGAAGAUCAAAAAGAAGAGAGUAGUUGGAUAAUCUACUUUGGAGACAUUGAUCAUGAAGAAGGCAGAGAAGAAACGAUCCAUUACUACGAUAGUGAUUCUUCCAUGGUCUCAGAUGCAGCAUCUCCUGUCCACACCACAAAGAUUAAUAAUGUUGUUGGAAGAAAGGGUAAUAGCAUCAAUACAAACCCUAAAAAGAGACGAACCAUUCAUCAACACCAAGAAGAAGAAAAACAAAAAGGAAAGGAGGAAGAAGAAGACACAGCCUCUUCUCCUUCUAAUAAAACCAAGGGGUUUAAUGUGUUGGAUGGUGCUGAGUAUAAUGCAAAACAUGGAAAAUCCAUGGACAAUGUUACAUCCGAGGUAGUAUUUGAGCCAGGAUGCUUAAAAGACACAGUAUCAAAGAUAAAUGAAGAAUUCUUCUUAGCAGAAUUGAAGAAGAGAGGACUUUGUGUAGUUCCUUUAACAAUGUUAUCUAACUUUGUUGCUUGA